Molecule: messenger RNA, 1933 nt
Organism: Camellia sinensis
Lineage: Eukaryota; Viridiplantae; Streptophyta; Magnoliopsida; Ericales; Theaceae
Product: transcription factor SPEECHLESS
Biological process (GO): guard cell differentiation; positive regulation of DNA-templated transcription; stomatal complex development
Cellular component (GO): nucleus
Molecular function (GO): protein dimerization activity; DNA-binding transcription factor activity
Source: RefSeq, a predicted model, not a curated record
UUUCAGUUAAAAAAUCUAGCCCAAAGCAGCCCCCCCUUCCUCAACCUGCGCCCUUAGCCUCUUUAUGUAUGCCUCCCUCUCUCUCCCUCUCUCUCUCUCUCUCUCUUAACGGUUUCUCCUUUCAUUUCUUUGGCCAUCCUGUUUUCGUCUCUCUUAUUUCUGCGUGAUUGAUUGAUUCCUCAACCCACCCGUCACCACCAUCUAACGGUAAAUACAAGACUCAUAGAGAGUGAGAGAGAAACCUUCUCUCCCAAUAUAUUCAAAAAAAAUGAAAAAAAAUGAAAAAUUAAAAAAGAAAAAAAAGAGAGAGAGUUGAUUGAUGGUGAUAGUUCAGUCACUUUCACAUCUACUCUUUUUAUUUACACCUUCAGGCAUUAUUUUCUUUUCUUGAUCUCGACAACCAAAUCAUUUUCCUCAACAUCUUUGUGUUUUAGUUAGUUUCCAUUUUUUAGUUUACAACCCUCUUCCCAAUUCCUCUUAGUUGUUUUCCGGCAAGCGGUUUUCCAAUGGACGGUUGCGGCAGCAGUGGUGGUGGUGGUGGUGGCGACAGUUUUUCUGAUUUUUUUGAAGAGUCUGAAUUCGGCAAAACCCACUUGGCCGGAGCAGCCUCGCCGGAGGAUAUCUUCAGCAUUCUUGAAAGCUUAGAGGGUGGUGGUGUUGCAGAGUCUGCUCCGAUUGAACUGCCGGAGCAAACUGGGUUGGGUUGGAAGGAUGGUGGUGAAGAAAUGGGGACAAUGAGGUUAGUUUCACAGAAAUCGACUUCUUCAAGUGCAUUGAUAGAAUCUGAGACUGAGAUUGAAGCUUCUUCACCAAAGAGCAAGAGACAGAAGCUCGCAAACGCAACGGCUUCUUCGGAGGAAGCAAACCCAGAUGGGCAACAAAAGGUAUCUCACAUAACAGUCGAGCGAAACCGGAGGAAGCAGAUGAAUGAGCAUUUGUCGAUUUUACGCUCUCUUAUGCCUUGUUUUUAUGUCAAAAGAGGUGAUCAAGCAUCAAUAAUAGGUGGGGUUGUCGAUUACAUCAAUGAGUUGCAGCAAGUUCUACAGUCACUGGAGGCCAAGAAGCAAAGGAAAUUAUACAGUGAGGUACUAAGUCCAAGGCUUGUCUCAAGUCCAAGACCCUCACCACUUAGCCCUAGAAAACCACCACUGAGCCCUAGGCUAAACUUACCCAUAAGUCCAAGAACCCCACAACCAACUAGCCCUUACAAGCCUAGAUUGCAGCAGCAAGGUUAUCUUUCUCCAACAUCCAUGCCCACUUCACUUGACCCAUCUCCUUCUUCUUGUUCUUGCACUUCCUCCAUUAAUGACACUGUUAACGAGCUUUUCGCUAACUCUAAAUCAUCAAUUGCUGACGUUGAGGUGAAAUUCUCUGGGCCAAAUGUUCUUCUGAAGACAGUAUCAUCUCGAAUUCCCGGACAAGCUAUGAAGAUAAUAUCAGCUCUAGAAAACCUCUCACUUGAAAUCCUCCAUCUGAGCAUCACCACCAUUGAUGAAAACAUGCUUAAUUCAUUCACCAUCAAGAUUGGAAUUGAAUGCAAGCUUAGCGCGGAGGAACUCGCUCACCAAAUUCAGCAAACAUUCUGCUAAUUAAUUUAAGUUUCUACUAAAGAUUCAUCAGUUAACACCUUCUCUGUCUCUGUCUCUGUCUCUGUCUCUCUCCUCUGCUAAAAAGACGCUGCCAUAAUAAAAGAGAAUGCGAGGAGGAGGAAGAGGAGGAGGAGGAGGAGGAAGAGGCAUUUACCAUCAUUGUUUACGUUUUUUUUAACAGAUGUAAUAGUAGAUCAGUCAUAACCUGUAUUUGCUAGUGUAUCUUCUUCGAUGAACUUUAUUUUCAUUUCCCAAUUCAAUUUUAUUUGUCUUCGAUGGAUAUUUAUUUUUAGAGUGAUGUUGUGCUUCAUAAAAGAAAUAUCAUAAAAAAAUUUAUUAUGAAA